Molecule: messenger RNA, 645 nt
Organism: Puccinia triticina
Lineage: Eukaryota; Fungi; Basidiomycota; Pucciniomycetes; Pucciniales; Pucciniaceae
Exons: 3
Coding region: 1-645 (214 amino acids)
Source: RefSeq, a predicted model, not a curated record
AUGACUUUGCCAUCACCCGAAAAUCCAAGCCCUGAUAAUACACCCAAAUUGCAAGACACGGUGACUCCCAGCAACCACGGAACUCCUCCCCCAACACCUCCUCCCCAGCCAGCUCCCAAUGUGUCUAGCGGUCAACCUGCUGAAUCAACACUCAAGGACGUUCAGCAGUUCUCGGACAAACAGCACCAACAUUCUGAAAUUCCAGCCGGAGAUCAAGGUCAAACCAACGCGCCAGCUGACCCACUUCUGGAUCCUUCCUCAGUUCCACCUCCCAAUCCACUGUCUGAGCCAGUACCACCCAAACAGGAGCCACCAACCUCGAUCCCUACCUCUCUCCUCCCUAGUCCACAUCCACCAUCUCAAACACCUGGCGGCCCAUCUGCCUCCACGAGCUCUCUCCCACACAGAAAUCAACCACCCCAAACUCCUUCCGAUGUGCCACCACAGCCCACCACCAGUUCAGAAUCUGCCGUACCUACCACAAACAACCCUCUUGAAGCAGGAGACAAGCUUCCCAACGAUACAUCCACCCCUCUCACCAACACCCUUGCGCACUGUACCCCUGAACUUGUAUCCAGUCACCACGCUCCAGCUUCUGAAUUCCUCGCAAUGUGGUCGCAUUCCGGGCGGAUAGUUGAACAUUGA